Melanotaenia boesemani (Boeseman's rainbowfish) is the source of this 3131-nucleotide messenger RNA. RefSeq names its product tubulin beta-6 chain. Gene Ontology annotation, molecular function: GTPase activity; GTP binding; structural constituent of cytoskeleton. NCBI's taxonomy places the organism in Eukaryota, Metazoa, Chordata, Actinopteri, Atheriniformes, Melanotaeniidae. Gene Ontology annotation, biological process: mitotic cell cycle; microtubule cytoskeleton organization. Gene Ontology annotation, cellular component: cytoplasm; microtubule. The record is from RefSeq and is a predicted model, not a curated record. The coding region runs from base 30 to 1451 and encodes 473 amino acids. The transcript has 4 exons.
GCUGUUGUGUGGACUGUAGGCCGAUCAUCAUGCGUGAAAUUGUACAUCUGCAAAUUGGACAAUGUGGCAACCAGAUCGGCUCAAAGUUUUGGGAAGUGAUCAGUGAAGAACAUGGGAUCAAUGCAACAGGCAUAUAUGAAGGAGACAGCAACCUCCAGCUUGAGAGGGUCAACGUCUACUUCAAUGAGGCUCAUGGUGGAAAAUAUGUCCCCAGGGCCCUGCUUGUGGACUUGGAGCCUGGCACUAUGGACAGUGUGAGAGGAAGCCGCAUCGGGGCUCUUUUCAGACCAGACAACUUCAUUCAUGGGAACUCAGGAGCUGGGAACAACUGGGCGAAAGGCCACUAUACAGAGGGAGCUGAGCUGGUGGAGCAGGUUGUUGACAGGGUGAGGAACGAGAGUGAAAGCUGUGAUUGCCUCCAGGGCUUUCAGUUGGUUCACUCUCUUGGAGGUGGCACUGGCUCCGGUAUGGGCACCCUCAUAAUCAACAAGAUUCGAGAGGACUACCCCGAUCGCAUUAUGAACAGCUUCAGCAUCAUGCCGUCACCUAAAGUCUCUGACACUGUGGUGGAACCUUACAACGCCACACUGUCGGUCCACCAACUUCUGGAGAACACAGAUGAAACCUUCUGCAUUGAUAAUGAAGCCCUUUAUGACAUCUGUUUCCGCACAUUAAAACUGACCACACCAACUUACGGGGACCUCAACCACCUGGUCUCCAUGACCAUGAGCGGGGUCACGACAUCUCUGAGAUUCCCUGGACAACUCAACGCUGACUUGAGGAAGCUGGCUGUCAACAUGGUGCCUUUUCCUCGUCUGCACUUCUUCAUGCCAGGCUUUGCCCCUCUGACAGCACGUGGCAGCCAACAGUACAGAGCCCUGACUGUGCCUGAGCUCACACAACAGAUGUUUGAUGCCCGCAACAUGAUGACUGCGUGCGAUCCAAGGCGGGGGCGCUACCUCACAGUUGCAGGUGUCUUCCGUGGAAGAAUGUCCACCAAAGAGGUAGACGAACAGAUGCUUGCAAUCCAGCAGAAAAACAGCAACUACUUUGUUGACUGGAUCCCCCAUAACGUCAAGGUCGCAGUGUGCGACAUCCCACCCAGAGGCCUAAGAAUGGCCUCCACGUUCAUUGGCAACAACACGGCCAUUCAGGAGAUAUUUCGCCGAGUGGGGGAACAGUUCUCCCUGAUGUUCAGGAGGAAGGCUUUUCUCCACUGGUACACAGGGGAGGGUAUGGAUGAAAUGGAGUUCAGUGAGGCAGAGAGCAACCUCAACGACCUGGUGUCAGAGUACCAACAGUACCAAGAUGCUACUGCUGAUCUAGGUUGGGAGGCAGAAGAUGAAGAUGAGGAAGGACCCUCACCAACAACAGCAAGACAGAUUCAGUCUCGGACGGAAGUCAAAUUGGAAACAGUGAUAGAAACAAGCAAAGAAACUGUAGAUGAGUAGAGUUAGAGUGCACAGGAUGGAGGUGAUUCUUUGUCGCAAGGAUGUAGACAACGUACAGUAUGGGGUUGGUUGAUCUGAAGUGGAACUCUUUCGUUAAUUGUUUAGGUUUCACCUGUGGUUUAUUUCUAAUUUAUUAGUUCAUUCCCUUUAUUGGAUACAGGUUGAUCUGUGCCAAAUAUCAAGCUUCAGUGAGAAUUAUCAACUUAUUUGGAGCUUUUACUUGCAGGUUAGCUGAAAAAGCUGACAGAUGCACCUAAAAUAACACAAUGAUUAACCACGGUUGGUAGUCUAACAUUUUAUUUAGUUAGCAUUUAGAUCAAAAUUACAUAUAAAAUAUGCUUUCAGACAUUUUCCGCCAUGUGCCAAAGUAGUUAUAAAUGUGUAUAUUUUUAGUCUUGACUUUUUUUUAAGCAUAUUCUUUUAAGUUAUUUCAUGACAUAAGCUGUAUGUAGAUUCUAUAGUUUUUUUUUGCCAACUUGCUGAUUUAUAAAGGUUGUAGCUUGUAAAGCUUGAUUUGUGCUUAUUCUUUAGACCAGUGCAGUUUUAUGCCAUGAAUAUUAAUACCAGUGUGCUUGUUAGCAGCUGUUUUUUAUUCAGCUGCACUGACUCUCUGACAGGGCUGUUAUACUAAAAUACUUUACAACUACACCAAGCUUUAGAUGCACAUUACAGCCAUUAGAUUUUGUGUGUGCCUUCCUUUUUUCUUCUUCUUUUUUCAUGACACAGAUAUAUUAAAGGCAUGUUCAUUAUCUCUUUAGGUGUUUUUUAUUUCAUGUUUUUUAUACAAAUCUACAAGAAUGGGUAUGUAUAUCAUGUAUGUCUUUGCAGGGGCCAAAAGUCGUUCAUAUCUACAGAUGUACCAAAAUUCCAGUUUUAUAAGUAAAUGCACUGCAUGCAUUCAACACAAUGAUGAAAAGUCACCUCAUUUACUAAAAUUACUGCAGCACAGAAAAGAAGGAAGAUGUUAGACAUGUUAUGUAUCACAAUACUGAGGAGUUUGAGUCUAUACAGAGACUAGCAACACCAUGAAGACAGCACAUAGGCACAAAGGCAGAACAGGUAUUCUGCUGCACUAUGAAUAAACCAUAGAUAAUUAAUGCCUCUUAUAUUUUACUUUGAUAUUUCACAAAGGGGUUAUCUUUCAGCCAAGUUGUUUGCCAUGUGAAGCAAGCCAAAUGUAUGUAGAGGUGCACUUAAUGUAGAACCAUAAAUGAAGCUCAUAUGGAUUACUUCCUCUGUAUUGUCAUCAUCAUCUGAGAUUUAUUAAUAAUUACUUUUUAUAUCAGCAUUAUUAAUGUUAAUAUGUGAUAGUGUUAGAAUUUUCUUAUUUCACAAGCUGUUUUAUAUACUUUGGGGCAUAAAAUUUAAAAAAGUAAAAAAGAAGCAUACAAGUGUUAACUUGAACUUUGAUUAUAAUUCUGUGACAUAUUUCUGCAAUAAUAUUGAUUGUUCUUUUUUUAAAAAAAUAUUUGACAUAUUGGACAUAUUUGAAAGAAUGUAAGGAAAUUAUUGUAGCUUGCAGUUCUAUAUAAUCCACUGCUUUAAAGAUAGAAUUGUGAUGUUUCAUCUAAACGCUACAUUUUUUGUAUUCUAUAUAAUGAUAAUAAAAAAAAUAGUAAAACCUAAGUGUGAUGCUGUCUAACAGCUGAAUGAAUAUCUAUUAAAACACCUUGAAUAUGA